Messenger RNA from Effrenium voratum, 484 nucleotides. The record is from the annotation of a GenBank genome assembly. NCBI's taxonomy places the organism in Eukaryota, Dinophyceae, Suessiales, Symbiodiniaceae.
AUCACCGAUGCUUUCGGCUUUAAGGGUGGUGAGGGUGGGUGCCCUGUUUUAAUCCACAGUCUUUUUGGGCUAAACCAAAUGGUGUCAUGCCAUUGCGGUUCAGUGAGGCGGACUUGUAUUCUUACCUGUGCCAUCUCAGGUCAUCAAAGGCAGGGGCAUCAGCUUUGCAGCACACGCUUGAAGCAUUAGGUUUCCUUGACGGGACGGCCGAGUUCGUGCAUGUGGGCUUGAACCGAACAAUUUCGGGUCGAUGCAAGGGGGCAGCCAGAGAUUCUUUCCUCACCAAGGAACCGCUCAAGCAGAAGGAUCCCUUGCUCUUGGUUCAGGUGCGAGCGUUGGAGGAGCUGUGCAUGACGGCCUCUGCCCGCGAUGUUUCGUGUUGCAGGUGGAAGGACUCCCAACGGAUUUGAAGCUUGUCUAGAUAUUACAGCCGGGACGUAACGCUAGUGUUUGCCGAGGCACUCAAGUCCAAGACCACUCUGAC